AUGACCUGGAUUGAAGUUAAGAAGUCUAAAUUAGAAGUGCAAAAGCAGCUUAUCAAGGAGUAUCUGGCUCCUCACAACCAGCUUCCCAGUGUUGAUGAUUUGAAUGAUGUAACUGGCUACUUGGAUAGAUGUGCCUUGAUGACCUCAAGAGAGAAACAAAUCACCAAUUAUAGCAUUUCCGAAUUGCAGUAUCGUUAUCUUGCUAAAGAACUAACUGCGGAGGAGGUGGUGAGAGCAUUUUGUCAUCGAUCUACUCUUGCUCAUCAAUUGGUGAACUGUAUAACCGAGGUGAGAUUCAAGGAGUCCCUUGAGGAAGCCCGAAAGCAGGAUGCAUUUGUUGAAGAGCAGCAACGUUUAGUGGGACCCCUUCAUGGCGUGAUUAUUUCUGUGAAGGAUAAUAUUAAUGUCUCAGGCUUGGCUACGUCUUUGGGACUCGUUGGAUUGGCCGAGAAAGAGGCAGUUCAGGAUUCAGCUGUGGUUACCCUAUUGAAGAAAUUGGGUGGCAUCAUCAUUUGCAAAACCAACGUUCCUUCUGGUCUUAUGUUUGCCGAGACUUCCAAUAUGCUUUGGGGAAGAACUUUAAAUCCAUUCAAUAGGAAAUAUCUUAACGUGGGUGGCUCCUCGGGAGGAGAAGGUGCUAUGGCAUCCUUGAAAGGUUCUUGUUUUGGUAUCGGCUCUGAUAUAGGGGGCUCAGUGAGGCAUCCAGCAGCUCUUAAUAAUGUCUAUUGUAUCAAACCUUCGUUUGGAAGGUUCCCCUGCUAUGGCACGGAAUCUGGCCAACCGGGUCAGGAAUCUAUUCGUACUGUGUACGGAAUCAUAUCUUCGAAGAUUGAAAAUGUCGAGUACUCAUUGAGGGUUUGUAUUGAUGCGAAGCCUUAUCUGGAUAUUGAUGCCAGUUGCUUGCCUCUUCCUUAUUCAUCUUACGAUAUAAAUUAUAAGGUUCCAUUGAAUAUAGCAUUUAUGGAAUCUGAUGGUCUCACCACUGUCACACCGCCAGUGCAAAGAGGUUUAUAUAUCGUCAAAGAAGCUCUCAAAGCUGAAGGACAUAAUGUUAUUGAUUGGCCCUGCGAAUAUUUUGAUGAUAUCAGGAAGACAAUCUACCCGUUUUACGAUGCUAAUGGCCUCAAGACAAUCAAAGAUAUCUUAGAGAAGUCUGAAGAGCCUGUGGACCCCCACAUACAUCUUGAUAAUUGCCGCGAUAUGCCAGUCUCGGAACUUUGGGCGCUUCAACAUACUAGAACUGCCUUGGUUCAGAAAUAUCUUCAUUAUUGGAAUACAGGAUACGAAGGAGGUCGAUUAGAUGCUAUUAUCAUCCCGACAUCUGCAUUUCCUGCAUGUCUCAUGGAUAAAGUGCCGCCACAACCCUACACUUCUGUAUGGAACGUUGUUGAUUACAGUGCUUCGACGUUUCCUGUAACUAGAUGCGAUACUGAUAUCGAUAAGCCAAUGAAAAAAAAUCAUUUUAUUUCUGAUACUGAUAGGCAGGUCCAUGAAAUCUACUCCAAGGAGUUGCAAAAGUUUGAAGGGGGUCCUGUUGGCCUACAGUUGGUCUGCAAUAGACUAGAGGAAGAAAAGUGUUUGGCACUCACGCGUUACGUGUCUUCUUUGUUAGAAAAUUGA
Brettanomyces nanus is the source of this 1620-nucleotide messenger RNA. RefSeq lists its product as uncharacterized. The record is from RefSeq and is a predicted model, not a curated record. NCBI's taxonomy places the organism in Eukaryota, Fungi, Ascomycota, Pichiomycetes, Pichiales, Pichiaceae. The coding region runs from base 1 to 1620 and encodes 539 amino acids. The transcript has a single exon.